This is a messenger RNA of Pocillopora meandrina, 8134 nucleotides long. NCBI's taxonomy places the organism in Eukaryota, Metazoa, Cnidaria, Anthozoa, Scleractinia, Pocilloporidae. The record is from the annotation of a GenBank genome assembly.
AUGGCGCUGUCGGAGACAGUGAGAGCGAGGAAAGUGUUUGUUCAUCCUGUAGUGUUAUUUUCGAUCGUGGAUGGCUUCGAAAGACGUUCGGAAGACGCAAAAAGAGUCAUAGGAACACUUCUUGGAACUAUUGACAAGUCUUCAGUCGAGAUUCGAAGCUCUUUUGGCGUUCCUCACAAUGAAUCCGAAGACGAAGUAAGCCUUAAUUGCCUUGUUUUGUGCUGUUCCCUUUUUUUUAAUUUCACAAUCUAUCUCCUGUACAUUCUUCUGAUGGAUAGGUACGCUGUGAGGUAUCUGUCAUUAAGAUCUGUUCUAUGUUAAAUUGAUUUGAAUUUAGGCGAUCGCACAUGUAAAUAAAUUAAACUUUAGCCCUAUUUUCAUGACAGCAUUUAUGUUGCCGGCGAAUUUUCUCUAAGUUUCAGGCUUAAAUUUACUCCAGUUUGAGUAAUUUUAGCAUAUUUAUUCGAUGUGUAAGGGUGGCAGUAAAAUGAUAAAUUUUCAUCCAAAUCAAUAUGUUAGUUCAGAUGUUAUUUGCAAAACGCUUAAUUUUCAAGGAAAAAGCAUUGUAUCAUUGCAUUACAGGACGAUUACGCUAAAUAAUUGUAUUAUAUAUACUGUAUCGUGAUUACAUUUCUGUGGGUAUGUCGGCUGUUCCAUAUAUUCCUUGUUUUCCCUCUUUUUACACUUCCUUUUGAAAGACCUAAUUCAUCUUAAUUCUGUGCAUUCUCUCUUUAGAUUACUGGUAAUUUUAGCACUGAGUAGUUGGUUUUAAAUCAAACAGUAUUCCUUGUUCGAUCAUUUUCUCUAUCUUGUCACCUUUAUGCUUAAAAGUGUUUUAAUGUUAUGAGAAUACCUUCGGUGAGCUCGGGGCAAUGAAAUUUUGAGCUAACAUUUUGAGCAUUAGCUCUUUCUCCAGAGGGAAUGCUGACCUCUCAAGGCGUUAGCCGUUCACCUGAAGGCUAACACUCAAAACGUCAGCUUUAAAACUCUUUACGGCGGCCGAUUUAUGUUAUCAACUCAGUUGAUAAUGCUAAAUUACCCUUUUAUACUCUCCCAUUGCUGCAAGCACCACAGUUUUUUCAGAAACUUACUUCCUUCUAUUCAGUGAAAUUUAGAGGCUAGUUUGAAGAUGGGUGAAUUCAUUAAUAAUAUUUAUUGAGCCUGAUGUGUUGAAACAACUCUGAAGUUGUGGUUACAGACCUACUCGUUGUUUUUCAAAUACAUGUAUCCUCUCAUUCCACCCAGGAGUGUAAAUAGGUACUAGAGGGACAUUGGGAAUUUUGGUUUUGCAGUUUAGGUUAUUUUGUAGAUAUGUUUUUGUUUUUGGCCAAAAAACUUUGGUUUUCUGUUUUUGGUGUCUGUUAUGGUUUGUAGCUUUUCUGUUUUUUAGCAUUUGUUCUUCUGUUUUUGUCAAAAACACAAUCAGGUUUUUGGGAUUUGGUAACCAAUGUGGUUCUCAGUUUUUCCUAUUUGGGUUUCAGUUUUUCUUCCAUCUAAGGGGCAAUUAUGUGCCUCAAGUGAUCGUGAAUAGCCAUAAAAUGCAAAUGUUAUCAAGAAGAAUAUGUGACAAACCAAAUGUCACCAAAUAACUUCUUGUAGGUGAAAUAUCAUGGUGAUAGAUACAACAGUAUCUCCCCCACCUCCUACCCUUUUAUGAAUUACCAAUGAGGAGGGAGAGAGGGUAACCUGUAUGGAUCUGCAUGAUACUCCAUGUUGCUCCAUGUUAGAGAUAGGGAAAUAAGCUUCUGCAAAAUAGACUGCUAAACUUAAAUGCUGACUUAACCUUCUUAUUGAUUUGAUGAAAUGGAUUUAGGAUCUGUGACUCUUACUUUAUUUCAGGUCGCCAUUGAACUAGAGUAUGCUAAAAGUAUGUUUGAUCUACACAAAAAAUCACACCCAAAUGAUGAAAUUGUAGGCUGGUGAGUACAUGUGCUGCUUAUGAUAUCCUCUAGAUUAUUCACGUGGUGUCACAGAUUGGAGAAUUCUCCACUUGAUUUUAGAAUUCUUUUGCUAAAUGUCAAUCACUUGAGGUUUUUUCUUAACUUGAACAGUUUUUUCUUUUCCUGUUGAUUAACAAAUUUUUUCUCAGUACUGUGCCUUUUUUUUUUUUAACAACUUGAACAUGUUCUGUAGUUUUUUAAAUUGAUUACAAAAUGUAUGGUGAGUUAAAGGUGUGGUUUGAGAGAAAUUUUGGUCAAAAUGUGUCUUACAGUAGACAUAGAACUUCUUGCCAAGGACAUUAAAAAGAGAUACACUGUGGUUAAUGCAAAAUUCUGGAAACAUUGACAUCUACAAGUAUCAUGAAAAAGCAUGACAGCCUGCUGUAACCAAUGUCAACAACACAACAAGGGAAUCCUAAAUUAGAGUACAUUGACUAUUACAUAAUUACAUAAAAAGCGUUAUUGUUUAUGAUUAAAUUUGAAAGAGGGAAGAUGACUGUAAGUGGAAGAAUAAGAUGUAGAGAGGAUUUUUAUUGCUAAAGAGAUUUUUCUUUAGAAAAGAUAUCAGUUAUGUCAAAUGAACAUGCAAAAUGCACCAAUAGAAGCUGACCAUCUAGCUGCACAAAUGUGAUAUAUAUAUUAAUAUAAUUAUUCAACCUCAUAACCUGGCAAAGAUUGGCAGUGUUAACCCUUUUACUCCCAAGAUCUCAUUAGUAAUUCUCCUUACUGUCUGCCAUACAGUUCUUGUGAUGUUAGUUUUGAGAAUUUGGUAUUAGAUCAACUAACAAUCCUCUAACUGAUAUUUUUCUUACUCUCAUCACUUAUCUGCUUGAUACUGUAUUGUUACUGUAAGGAGAAAUUCUGUCUUGGUCACGUAGGGGAGUUAAAUGGUUAAAGGCAGUUGAAAUGUUACAAAUCUCAAUCAAUAGUUUCACUAUGAAAAUCAAUAGUGACUCUAAGGGGCAAGACUAAUGAUAUAACUUUCUUUAACAGAUAUAACAAUUAUGGAUUAAGAGAUUUCUUGCAAUGCUUCAUUUAAAAUUUGUGUUUUGGAUUGUUUCUAGGUAUGCUACAGGCUCAGAUGUCACAGAGCAUUCUUUGCUCAUUCAUGAAUACUAUUCACGAGAGGCAACCAAUCCAGUGCAUGUUACAGUGGACACUACACUUAAAGGUUCUCGCAUGGGAAUAAGAGCUUAUCAGAGGUGGGUCGCUUUAGAUACUACUUGUGCCAGGUCUGUUAAGUUUUGUAUCAGUGUUUUGGGAAUUUACUUCUGAUUACUCUGGUUGUAUCAGCAUUGGUACUAAGUCUAAUCGUGAUCAUGGAAAACAAGCCAGGAAAACUUGUUCUCUAGGCCUGUCUACUUUUGGUUUGGGAUGGUGUGAGGUGUCUUAUUUAUUUAUUUUGUGUAUUUCUGCUUGAUAAUAGGUAAUAGAUUAUUAGGAAAAAUAGUAUGAGCUUGGAAUUUCAAUUGAGCUCACAUUUAUUAUUACUUAAAACUUUCAAAGUAUAACCUGAAUCAUGAAAAACAUUUGCAUUUAUGCAAUUUCCCAUAUGUAUGCUUUAAUCAUAAUGAUGACAAUGAUGAAAGCAUCACAAAGAUAAUACUUUUUGGCCAGCAAAGCACAGUGUGGUCACUGGUCUGGCUGGUCUGAUCAGACUUACCAUAUUUGGCCAUACACAUUUUUUAUUUGCCCAUAUUUGAUCUGAAUAUGUUUUUGUACAGCUGUAAGAUGGGAGUUCCUGGAAAGACAGAGGGAACCAUUUUCUCACCCAUCCCUUGUGAGGUUAUACUUACUGGGCCUGAGAGAGUGGGAGGUAAGAUUUUGCAAACUUCAUGUAAAGUAGUUACAUGUAUCCAUAAUCCAAACAAACAUUUAUUGAUGAUUGUAUAUAGAAUAAGAGAAAUGGUAAGUUUUGAGCUUGGUAAAAAUGACACAGUCCUAUCAUUGCUUAUCCUAGCAGUGUGCAGGAUUCAUAUGAAGUUUGUAAUAAACCUAGCUCACUGUAGAGUCUUUGUGGCUCAGUGGUAGAGCAUCAGAGCAUGGAAUCCAAAGGUCUGAGGUUCAAUUCCUCAUGGGAACUCAGAAUUUUUUCUUCGUCUCACACUCAUGAUAAGACUAAAAAUCAUCUUUCUCUACUAAUUAAUGAUAUUUGCUUGAAAAAAUAUUGAACAAGAAGUUUCAGGAGCUGUUAAGGAUCUUGGAAACUGAUGUCAAUUGUUUACAGGGUGUGAAAUUAAUUUUUUUUUCAAAUAGCCACUUGGCUCCUGAAUUCAAAGUGGUAGCCAAUUAAAAAAAAAAUUGGUUGCCAUCUUCAAAGACAAACAAAAUCUUUUUUAUGCUGUCAGCCUUCUAGAAAGAGCCUUCAAAAUUAAGUUAGGGAAAAGAUCUUUAACGUGCUGCAAAGUGGACACUAGGAUGGAAGAUAUACAAUGUUCAGGCUCACCUAGAUCCAAGAUGGCCUCUAUGUAUCGAUUUAGAUGCAAAAAUUUAGUCACAUUGGCACCUGUAUUAAGUGCAAUUUCACACGCUGGUUUAUUACCAGGGCCUUAUAAAAAUGCUUUGGCCUAUGCUCAAUUCUUAAUGCACUCUAAACAGUCAUUAUAUUUUCCAUAAUGAUAACAAGAUUAGGUUAAUCAUUGACAGCCAAGUAAGCAAUGUACAGUAUAAAGCUGUACUGUAAAUGUGUUUUAUUAUCGUCAUCAUGGUCAUAUACAUUGUAGCAAUGAUUUUGAUGACAAUGAUGACAAUUGUGUGGAAGUGGGUACUGUAUGAUUGUCAAUUCUCCCCUCUAGCAGCUACACAUUUUCUUGUAACUCAGUUAGGAGAAUUUGAUGUUAGAUCAGGACAACAACUUCUACUUUUAGUAUUUUUAUGACCUGUUUGCUGGAUAAUGUAAGAGUCAUUACAGGGAGAAGUUUCAUGUUAAUCCUUUAACUCCCAUGAGUGACCAAGACAGAAUUUCUCCUUACAAUGUCUAUACAAUAUCAACCAGAUAAGUGAUGAGAAUAAAGAAAAAGAUCAAUUUGGGGAUAAUUCAUUGAUCCAAUACUUAUUAAUUCUCUGAACUAACAUCAUAAGAAUUGUAUGGUUGACAGCAGGGAGAAUUACAAAUUUGAUCUGGAAGUGAAAGGGUUAAUCACUUCUGGGAGUUAAAGGGUUAUUAAUUAAACUUUCCUUUUGUAUUUAAAUUUGCAGUGAACUGGCUCCAGAGAACAAAAAAUGCAGCCAAACAGAGUAUUAGUCCACUAACAGACAUGCAACAUGUUAACAGGUCAGUGGAACAGUCAGUAAUCCUAAGGAUACUGUGUACUGUGCUUCUUCAAUGUUAUUUUAAUAGUCUGUAUUAUAUAAUUUGUGGUAAAUAUAAAUUUCCAUGGCAUGAGGAUCACUCGUACUUCACAUUCGCCCUCUUAGAUUGUGGGUCUCUCGCACAAAACUUACCCACAAAUCUGUUAUGAAAUAGGUUGUGGUUUGUUAUUGGGAUAAAAAGCACUUUCAAAAGAGAAUUGUAAUUGUUUGUUUCACAUUGUGGUCAUUGCAGAUAACCAAUCUGGUCUGGAAAUAAGCCAUGACUCCCAUCUUAAGUCUUUGUUACAUAGUGUGCUUAAUUUAGUUUAAGCCUUGAUUGUCUCAAUUUAAUAUACAUUUUGUCAAAAUCGAUGUUUUUUCCUUUGAAAGAUUGGUUGCUUUUGUGUAAGUGAUCCUAGUAAUGGUAUGGACUCUGUAACAAAUGUGUUACUUUACAAAAGCGCAUCUUUCACAGUAUCUAAAGCAGUGCUGUCUGUCUCAGAAGCCUUGAGAAAUGCCCUUGUAGUGACCAGGAGCUUUACCAACCCUCUUAGACACCUUUCCACGAUGCUCAGGCUUUACAUUCCCAAUAAUACACAUGAAAAAAUUAUGUGGGUCUGAUUAGCUGAAAAGGAGUGCAUUUUUUAUAUAGCACUAGUGUAAAGUUGUAAUGCACAAUGCUCAGGCUUUACAUUCUCAAUAAUACACAUGAAAAAAUUAUGUGGGUCUGAUUGGCUGAAAACGAGUACAUUUUUUAUAUAGCACAAAUGCAAAGUUGUAACGCAAAUUACAAAUCACGCACAUUCUGCAAAAUUUUUUUCCUCUUGACUUUCUGUAAUGUGUUUUUCAUGCAAAUUAUUAACAAGUGAAUGAUGUGAAUUUUUCAAAGACUAUGAAUUGUACUUACUCUUUGGGCUUGUUCAAUAUUUUUGUCCUUGAAAAUUUAAUUGUGCUUGUUAACACUACAUUGCAGGCAAUAUUUUGUUGUUACCUAUACUUAUAGGGUUAAAUAACUGUCAGAGUAGGAAGUUCCUCUUUCCCCUCCCCACCCACCCCUCCCAAAAAAAAAGGAAGGAAGAAAUGCAUUUAACUGUAUUUUACAAUAUCCCUUCUUACUUUCAGUCAUUUGUUUCCAAUAAAUGGGACUUUUUUUGGGAAUAAUAUUGUACCAUAUCCCUUUCCACGGCACUCUCUCUAGGUGGUUAAGUUGACUAUAAUGCAAUUUUCAGUGUUUGAGUUAUCAAUAUUCUGUUUUUCUAGUGCUAGUGAAAGGCUUUUAGAAAUGCUUGGUACCGUGGUGGCUUAUGUGGAUGAUGUUUUGGUGAGUCUUUUUGGGUUUUUGUUUUUGUUGUUGUGAGGAUAUCAGCGAGGCCUUAGCGACAUUUUCGCUUUUUCGACUCCAAGCAAAAUACCGUUACAAGUCUUAAAGAAAUCACAACGUAUUUUUCGUCAACUGCAUUCCUGGGCCCAGGUUUUGUUUGAAUGAUUAGCACUAACCCAGAGUCAAAUUUUAAUUUGGGUUUCUCUAUUCCUUUGUUCGAAAGCCUUUCUCGUUUAAUUCUCUAUUAUUUGAAGGGCAUCCAAUGAUUAAAUUAUUGCCGAAAAUAAUUCUAUUUUAAUGCUUUCAGAUCUUAAAUCAGAUUUCACACUAAUCCUGGGUUAUCUUAACCUAGCUUUGAACAACCUGGCCCAGCCAACGAAAAUAUCUCCAUGCCAAUUUUAUGCUAGGCAACAUAGGGACUGUAUCCCGAUUUUUUUAAGGGGGCUUACUGCACCCCCCCCCGCCUUCCCCCCUUCUUUCCCUGAUUUUUAUUAAGGGGGCCUACUACAACCCUCUCCUCCCUCCCUUAUCCCUAGCCUCUACCGAUGGAAAAAAAAGACCACACCUAGAGAGAGUUCAAAAUCUGUUUUGCUUUCGAAAUGUUGGUUUUGGACAGUGUUAUCGCCAUUAGAAAGUUGUGCUUUCACAGCAAAGUAACACGUGCGCUUUUUUUUCUUUUUUCGGAAAAGGCUGGAAAAGUCGCGGGUAACAACAGUGUAGGCAGAGAGCUGAUGGAUCUCGUUACUUCAGUUCCUCGAAUGUCAAAAGAAGACUUUGAAUCUAUCCUGAACAGUAACAUGCAGGUAAUGAUAUAUUAACUUUACAGUGCCUGUGGAUGUAUCAUUUAUGUGACCAAAGUAAUGGAAAGGGUCUUCUUAAGGCUGUUCCUUAACCGCCAGAGUGACUAGAAUUAAUUUCUCCACACCAAUAUUACCCUGAAUCACACAUUAAUGUUGUGAGAAUAAAGGAAAUGAUCACCUAGUAAAGAAGGUCUUGAUUUUUCGACAAAUUCUCCUUAUCAGCAGCUUUAAGGAAACGUAAAGAGAACAGUAUAGAGAAUAUGCACACUUAUGUUAAGGUGUAAUGAAUUAAGCGGUGCUCCAGAUUUGUACUGUAAUAGCUACACUACGCUAAAUUUCAUGUGAGCUUGCAAUCAGAAUGUUCAUCCUCUAUGGAACUGCAGCGUCCAUGCUCAUGACGCUUCGGUCGGUCUCUAGCAUUGUUCUGACUUACAGGAUGCAAUCUCAUUUCCCAACCAGCCAACCCAAACAUUAGCCCCUUUAUAUACUAUUUUGCUUGUAUUUUUCCUCUUUAACUGUACUUGUUAAACAAGACUGCUCUUACAGUAUACCAGUUUGCAAGACCUCAAAGAUGUACAAGCAACAUUUAAAUUAUUAAAUUUCAGCAUCCUGUUCUAUUCAAUUUUGACUUACUUUUUUUGUCAUUUUUACUGCAGGACUUGCUGAUGAUUGUGUACCUGUCAGGCCUUUGCAAGGCUCAGAUCUCACUUGGAGAGAAGCUGGCCACUGUUAUAUAGUAUUUCGGAUUUUAGUGCGCAAAUAAAUUAUAGAAUUAAACCUCC